AGAUAGUGGAGGGGUCAAAAGUUUGAGAACACAAACCAAUGAAAAAAAAUGGAUCAGAAGACACUGAAUGACAUUGCAGAAAAUCUUGGCGUGCUUUAUGAGGUGUUAGACAACAUUUCUGAUGGUAGAAAGACCUUCAGGGCAUGUCUAACACUCACAAACAACAGUAACAAACCUCUAAAAGCUGGGAGAUGGGGAAUUUAUUUCUGUCAUGUUCGAAUGAUAGAACCAGAUGUGCUACCAGAUGAAAAAUAUGUCUUGAUUCCAGAAGCACAGGUGAAGAUCUCCCACAUUAAUGGCUGCCUGUUUGUUUUGGAACCAGCAAGAUAUUUCAAAACUUUAGAGCAGGGGUGUUCUCUGAAAAUUUCGUUCAAGGGGCAGUAUUAUUCUGUGGCCAAAACGGAUGUGAUGCCUAACUGGUACUUUGCUGCUGAAGGAUGUUAUCCAGCACUAAUACAAAGCACUGUGGAUGAAACAUUAGGCUUUGUGGCUGACUUUGACACACCAUUAAAGUGGAAGCGGUUUGAUUAUUCCGUUGGCUAUGGGAGACGUAUUGAUGCCUAUAAUCCUUAUACGGCAGGGGAACGCUAUGAAAAAAAUGCAAGAGCAGAUGGCCGGGUGAUUGCUCAAAUGGUCAUACCAACACCGUUGCACUUGUCCAAAAGGGAGGGAAAGUUUGUCACAGUCACAACAGACAAAUGGGUCAUUAGCUGCACCAGCCACAGCUUAGUAAAUGAAGCAAAAUAUCUGGCAGAAAAGACUUUGCUGCCAGUAGACGAGGGUCAUCAGGAGUGUCGGAGAGCAACUGUGCACCUGGAAUUGUGCGACACUGCUACUAUCCUCUCAGGAAGACAGGUAACAGGCUUGUUUGUAGAAGAGGCUUACCAGAUCCGUGUCAGUGCUGAGGAUGAUCAGGUAACCAUUCAGGGGACUAAUCCCGCGGGUGUGUUUUAUGGCAUCCAGACAUUCUUGAGCCUGUGGAAUCCAGAUGGGCGUGUCCCUGAGGUGAAGAUCCAGGAUGCUCCUCGCUUCCCUUACCGUGGCAUGCACAUUGAUGUUGUGAGAAACUUCCACUCAGUGAGGGAUAUAAAGCUGUUGCUAGAGACGAUGGCCAUGUAUAAACUCAACAAACUCCAUUUUCAUUUGACGGAUGAUGAAGGUUGGAGGCUUGAGAUUCCUGGCUUAGAAGAGCUGACACAGAUUGGUGGUAAAACAGGCCACGACUUAAGUGAGACAAAAUGUAUUCUUCCUGUACUUGGAUCUGGUCCUGAAAUCCGAUCAGCCUUUUACUCCAUAGAGGAGUACCGUGACUUGCUUUUGUAUGCAAAACUUCGCCAUAUUGAAAUCAUUCCGGAGAUUGACAUGCCUGGCCAUGCUCAUGCAGCUAUCAAAACUAUGCAGUUACGUCAGGAUAGGUUGAAGGAAAUGGGAAGAAAAUUUGAGGACUACACCCUUGUGGGCAAAACCUCAGGUGGGGACCAUCUCUCGGUGCAGAAGUAUGUGAACAAUGCCAUUGAUCCAGGUUUGGAAUCAACAUAUGCUUUUGUUAGAAAAGUGAUCUCAGAACUUAUUUCUCUGCAUGCCAAUAUUUCCCCAUUGAGGUCAUUUCACUUUGGUGGUGACGAGGUACCAACAAAGUCGUGGAGAGACUACCAGGCUUGUCAAAAGCUUCUCUCUGAGGGUAUCGUUGACAGUGAAGAAGAUCUCAUGGAAUAUUUCGUGAAGCGCGUUGCUGAAGUUGCUGCUGAAUGUAACGUGGACCUGUCAGCUUGGCAGGAUGCAGUGCUCUUUGAUGAUGGAGAAAUGAUUGAACGACAUGACAUACCAAGUAAGGAAGUGACUGUGUACGCUUGGUUAAAUCGUUGGGAGGUUAGAUUGGCUGACUCUGGGAACCGCUUAGCAAACUCAGGUUACAAGGUGGUAAUGGCACAGGGCACCCAUCUCUACUUUGACCAUCCUUAUGAACCAGAUCCUAAUGAGAGAGGGCUGUACUGGGCCACUCGAUACAUUGACACAUUCAAGACAUUUAGCUUUAUGCCUUUGAAUCUGCUUGGCAACUGUGAUGAGAAACUGUCUGGAGAACCAAUCACAGAUGAGGAUCUAGAGACGGCAGAAAAGGUGUUUGAGCGCUUAGAGAAGCCAGAGAAUGUAAUAGGUAUUCAGGGCCAGCUAUGGAGUGAAUUAAUUCGCAGUCCUGAACAACUCCACCAGCUGAUCUAUCCGAGAAUCCUGGCUCUGGCGGAGCGUGCUUGGCAUGAGGCAUCAUGGGAGUCGUACCCAACAAGAUCUGAGAGACAGGCAGUCUUGCAUGAUGAUUGGUCAUCAUUUGCAGCAGCAUUAGGGAGCCAUGAGCUGAAGCGUCUAGAUGACCUGGGCAUCAUGUACCAUGUGCCCCUUCCAGGGGCCAGAUUAGUAGAUGGUUAUAAGCUGUACACAAACACAGCAUAUCCUGGCCUCUCUGUGGAACACAGCCUGGAUGGAGGAAAACACUGGAAAGAAGCACAUGAUGGAACAGAAGUGUACGAAUCCUCAGUGCUCCUACGCACCAGAUCUGCAGAUGGGAAACGUGUUAGUCGGGUGAUUUCGAUAGAUGCUGGUACACAGCCAUCAACAGACUCUGCCAAUCAGCAGAUAGCCGCCAGUCCUCUCAAUCAGAGUUAAACAGAGUGAAAGAAAGAACUGAAAAACAUAUGUACAGAAAAAAAUAUGUACAGAGUAAAAUAACCUUGUUUUUGAAGAUGGGGCAGAGUAGUGUAAUGUUUGUCCUACCCGAGCGUUUCUAUAAUGUGUAUCUGAGGUAAUUGUGUAUCUUGCAUAUGUGAAUUAUCUACCUCAAGUCUGGACAUGAUCGUUCCCAUGCAAGGCUUUGCUAUGCACAUUACUAUUGCUCUUUGUGAAAUAUCUUCUUAAAGACCACAGGGUUUUCUUUAACUGCAGGUGUCUCGAAACACCUUGGUUAACUUUAGUGCUAUCUUAAGUUGUGGUAUAAUUAAAUUGUUGAUUUUGUGUCAGGGACCAUUCAUGUUUUACACAUGCAAACUUAUUUUACCAGCUACACACUUACCAGUGAGUCCUCUCGCUCUGAUUCUGCCCAGUCUGAUAAAUUCAUGUUUUAUACCACCAUA
This is a messenger RNA of Liolophura sinensis, 3125 nucleotides long. Its product is annotated as N,N'-diacetylchitobiase-like. Lineage: Eukaryota; Metazoa; Mollusca; Polyplacophora; Chitonida; Chitonidae. Bases 49 to 2661 code for a protein of 870 amino acids. Gene Ontology annotation, biological process: carbohydrate metabolic process; glycosaminoglycan metabolic process. The record is from RefSeq and is a predicted model, not a curated record. Gene Ontology annotation, molecular function: polysaccharide binding; beta-N-acetylhexosaminidase activity. The transcript is spliced from 8 exons. Gene Ontology annotation, cellular component: membrane.